UUUAUAAUUUUCGAAUAUUUGUUAUGAUUUUUUUUAGCGCUGCUCUAAUUUGUGUUUUGUCAGUGCAAGUUGCUUCGGUAUUUUUUUUUUGAUUUUAACCAAACUUGUUUUUCAAAAUAACUACGAUUUUUUUCUUUCAUUGGUAGCCAACAAAAAAUAUUGCGUAUGUUUUUUGGAUGAUUGCUAAAAUAUCGGAAUUAAUUUUAUUUGGAACAUUGGGUUCAACACUUAUACAAACUACCGAUAGAAUGAGUUCAGCAUAUUACUUGUCAAAUUGGGAGGAAAUCAUUCAUCAAUCGACAAAUUCUAAAGAAAAUAUACUUCUUAUGAAGGACUUACAAAUUUGUAUGUCUUUGCAUCAGAAUCCAAAACGUUUAACUGGAUAUAAAUUCUUUGAUGUUUCAUUGGACACAGUGGUUAUGGUUCUAAGAAGAGCUUUUUCCUACUAUACGUGUUUGCAUGCAAUAAAGCAGAGUAAAGAAUACUGAGAGCUUAAACAUCUGAUCAAAUCAUCAUCAUUAUUGACUAAGAAGACG
Messenger RNA from Episyrphus balteatus (marmalade hoverfly), 536 nucleotides. RefSeq names its product odorant receptor 74a-like. Gene Ontology annotation, biological process: sensory perception of smell; detection of chemical stimulus involved in sensory perception of smell. NCBI's taxonomy places the organism in Eukaryota, Metazoa, Arthropoda, Insecta, Diptera, Syrphidae. The coding region runs from base 177 to 488 and encodes 103 amino acids. The transcript has 3 exons. Gene Ontology annotation, cellular component: plasma membrane. Gene Ontology annotation, molecular function: olfactory receptor activity; odorant binding. The record is from RefSeq and is a predicted model, not a curated record.